AACACAGUACACACACAUACACACUCACAGGAAAUACAGUGUUCCUGAUGGAUGAGGGAGGCAGGGAGACACAUAAACAAUGCUUUAAAUCACGCCUACAAUUUGAGAAGAUAUGAAUUAUCCGUAACAAGGGGACCAUGAAAGCGUGUGACGUCCUUCCCUCAUCAGUCAACGUCACUCUCCAUUGCGAAAACCCCUCCUCCAGCUGAAACAAAGGGAUCAUCCCUUGACCUCACCUGUACGUUCUGGCCUAUCAAGGACCUGGCAGCGGCACGGCGGCUCCGCCCACUACACCCUCUAAAUGAGGGACAAGGCAACUCAGACCCCUAGGGCCUGGGUAGAUGAGCGGAGGAGAGGCUCUCAUAAGCGAUCGGCUUCAUGCGGCAGCACUGACCAGCUUAAAGAGAUUGCCAAAUUACGGCAGCAGCUCCAGCGCAGCAAACGCAGCAGCCGCCAUCGCCGUGACAAAGACCGCAAGUCACCCUUUAAUGGCAACCAUGCCAUCAUCCAAUCUCAGUCUCAGAUGCCCAAAACCAUCCUGAUCCCAAUCCCCAUCUCCAAAUCCACACCUCCCAGAUUCCGAAACAGCAUAGAGGGUCUCAACCAGGAGAUUGAACGCAUCAUCAUACGGGACACUGUGGAACGGGAUGAGAUCAUAAUACCACAGGAUGUUCCAGAUGGGCACCGCGCCCCCCCUCCCCUCCCCCAGCGGAGCAGCAGCACCCGCAGCAUCGACACGCAGACGCCCUCGAAUGGUGGGCUCGGCAGUAACCGUAGCAACAACAGCAGCCGGGCUGACUCCGUCUCACCAUCGUACCUCAGCAUCCUCAAUGACACGGUGGGAAACAGUCCGCUCCCAAACGAUGACACACUCAAUGAGAGCAGAGAAAGAGACUUCGGACCUUGGUCUCCUCUCCCCAAAUACGCUUCAUCUCCAAAGCCCAAUAACAGUUACAUGUUCAAACGGGAGCCUCCUGAGGGUUGCGAGAGGAUUAAAGCCUUUGAGGAAAACCAGCCAAGACCUCUUCACGAGAUUCCUCAAUAUCUCUGCCCAGACAGGAACAAGGUGAACUUCAUUCCCAAAAGCGGCUCCGCAUUCUGCCUGGUGAGCAUCUUAAAGCCCCUGAUGCCCACCCAGGAGAUGAACUUCCGUAGCGGAGUGGGAUAUCGUAGCAUCUCCCCCUCAUUGGUGCCUCUAGGUGGGGUCGGGGUCAGGAGUCUGUCCCCCUCCAUGGGCACCGUCCUGUCCCGUGGACGGCAGUCGCCGUGUCUCCCCCGACACCUUGAGGAGCCAGAGGGUUAAAGCCCUGAAAUCCCAGAUGGUGAACAGAAAGGACUUAUUUCCCACUCCUGUCUUGUUGAUUUCAUUUUAAAAAAUGCAGUGAUCCAAACAACUCAGAGAGAUGUCGAUCUAAAACUUGAACAAGAAGCGCAUUUGGUAACAAGGGUGAUUACGUCUUCUAGGAGGGAUGUGAUUAAGGAUGUUGUAUAAUGUAUAUUGCCAAAAAAUCUUCGCAUUGCACUGCUUUUUACUUUCUCAGCAGUUAAUAACAUUUUACCAUGAAGCCUUUUGGAUUUACUUAUGUACAUAUGCAUUGUUUACCUACAUGCGAUUUGAUUUAGUUGUGAAAUGAAGGAUAUAGAUUGCAGUUUUUGCUUGCUUAUGGUUAACAUUCAGUUUGAAUGGUGCUGGAGGUACAGAGAUGCUGUAGCAAAUUCGAGGAGGACUAACAAAUGUGCCUGAAUCCCACCAUCCCAUUUGCUUAAAGUCCUUUUUCAUCCAAGUCUAUGUUCGUCUCUUAAAUGUAUAGAACCCUCCCCCCAUAUACAUAAACCUGUAUAUGUGCUUACUGUGAUCUACUGGUGCAACAGGACAUUUUGAUGGUAGCCUACAUGAACAAACUGGACAUGCACUUAGACGUUAUUUUGGAAUUUUGCUGAAUACUAUGAUGCAGUAACACAAAAUCUUACAAUACGAUUGGUUCUAUUCAAGACUCAAUGCUGUUAUUUGAAUAGAAUGAGGUAAAGCUAAGUGUUGGUAAACAAAAUAUUUGUUUUAAAUGCUUAAAAAAAGCAAAACAAAAAGCGGAAAGAAAAACGGUGCUUAUUCGUGACUAUUUUACGAGGUAACUUAAUCUUACAAAAACAUAUGAUUAUUAUGAAAAAAUCAAUACUGGGGACCCUCCCCUAGCUCCACCCUUAAACCUAACGUCACGGUUGCGAAAGCAAAUCAUACUAAAGCGUACAAACGAGAUUUUACGAAUUUAGCAACCUCGUAAAAAAGUUACGUAUACCCGUGAGAUUGUAUUGCAACUACAUAAGAGAUAAGCAUGGCUUUGACCGAAAAUGUACGAAUUUCAACUGUAGCAUCUUUAUACUGUGAUAUAUUAGUCAUUCAGUUACGUCACCCAACUUUCUUCCUGUAAAAACACAUUUGAAACCAGGAAAACAAGGAAUCCAACGUAAAAUGUAGGCUAUGUUAUUGCCUUAAUACUGAAAAUGUGUAAAUUAGACCAUUUACAGAAAAUUGAAUAAAUUUGUUUUUAGUUGUUAGCCUACCAGUUUUA
This is a messenger RNA of Triplophysa dalaica, 2567 nucleotides long. It is a transcript of the gene fam117ba, whose product is annotated as family with sequence similarity 117 member Ba. NCBI's taxonomy places the organism in Eukaryota, Metazoa, Chordata, Actinopteri, Cypriniformes, Nemacheilidae. The record is from RefSeq and is a predicted model, not a curated record. Bases 302 to 1303 code for a protein of 333 amino acids. The transcript is spliced from 9 exons.